Messenger RNA from Strigops habroptila (Kakapo), 3094 nucleotides. It is a transcript of the gene SLC38A9, whose product is annotated as solute carrier family 38 member 9. The coding region runs from base 150 to 1580 and encodes 476 amino acids. The transcript has 14 exons. Gene Ontology annotation, molecular function: amino acid transmembrane transporter activity. The record is from RefSeq and is a predicted model, not a curated record. NCBI's taxonomy places the organism in Eukaryota, Metazoa, Chordata, Aves, Psittaciformes, Psittacidae. Gene Ontology annotation, biological process: amino acid transmembrane transport.
CCGGCCCGGCCCGGCCCGGCCCGGCCCGGCGCCUCCUGCUGCCGCCGCGGGAGCGCGGGGCUGCCGGAGACUACGCGGAGCCAGGCGGUGUCGCUGCCGCAGGUCGGAGUAACGGACAGAAUCUAGAAGAAGGAGGUACUUUCACAAAUAUGGAAGAGGAUACCAAACCUCUCCUGGUUCCUGUGGGAGGCGAUGAAAGCAGUUAUGGCAUCAUGAAUAUACAGUUUAAUCCCGAAGACUUUAGGUGCAAAAGACCAUUUCAUGUGGAGCCUACAAAUAUAGUCAGUGUGAAUGAUGACAUGCAGAGAGCCACUGAUGAAGCUUCAGCGAUGAAUAAGCGGAUUCAUUACUAUGGCAGGCUCACAUCUCCUGCAGACAGGGCAUUGAUUGCGCCUGAUCAUGUACUUCCAGCUCCUGAUGAAAUCUACGUGUACAGUCCGCUAGGAACUGCUUUUAAAGUUGACAGUUGCACAGAUGGCUAUGGUAAAAACUCCAGUAUAGUGACAAUAUUUAUGAUAUGGAACACAAUGAUGGGUACAUCUAUCUUAAGUAUCCCAUGGGGAAUAAAACAGGCAGGCUUUACUUCUGGAAUCAUUCUCAUCUUACUGAUGGGCAUUUUGACUCUUUAUUGCUGCUACAGAGUUGUGAAAUCGCGGAAAAUGAUACCUUUAAUAGAUACCUCAAACUGGGAAUUCCCAGAUGUUUGCAAGUAUUACUUUGGAUCCUUUGGUCAGUGGUCAAGCCUCUUAUUUUCUAUGGUAUCGCUUGUUGGAGCCAUGGUUGUUUAUUGGGUGCUUAUGUCCAACUUUCUGUUCAACACAGGAAAGUUUAUAUACAACUUUGUUCAUGACAUUAAUGUAACAGAUAUUGUUCCUGGCACGAAUGGAAGUAAUAAAGUGAUUUGUCCAAGUGCUGCUAGUGGUCACCCACCACAGAACAGGAGUGUGGUGUUCUCUUCUGGCAAUGAUACAGGUUUUGAACUCUUUGAGAAGUGGUGGAACAAAUCACAGACAGUACCAUUCUACCUGAUUGCUAUUCUUCUACCCCUGCUAAAUCUAAAGUCUCCAUCCUUCUUUGCAAAGUUUAAUGUCCUAGGUACAGUUUCAGUUGUCUACUUAGUUUUUCUGGUUACUGUAAAGGCUGCUCGUCUGGGAAUCCACUUAGAAUACAACUGGUUUACAGAGAAUGAUUUUUUUGUACCAGAGUUUAGAAUUCAGUUCCCUCAGCUGACAGGGGUUCUGACACUUGCCUUCUUCAUCCACAAUUGUGUCAUCACACUUCUUCAAAAUAACAGGAAUCAAGAAAACAAUGUGAGAGACCUCUCUAUUGCAUACUUCCUGGUGGGAUUAACGUAUCUGUAUGUCGGGGUGAUAAUUUUUGCUUCUUUUCCUUCACCACCGCUAUCCAAAGAAUGUAUUGAACAGAAUUUUCUAGAUAACUUUCCCAGUGAUGACAUCAUGUCAUUUGUUGCAAGAAUAUUCCUGCUGUUCCAGAUGAUGACUGUAUACCCACUGUUGGGCUAUCUGGCAAGAGUUCAGCUGUUAAGACAGUUUUUUGGAAAUGCUUACCCAAGAUGUUAAAGAAGCUGAUGGACAGAAACCACUUGGCUUUCCUUAAAGGUUGUCCUCCCUUUACUCCAUGGUAGCCCAGCAGACCUGCCAGUUCUCCCACAGAUACGUGUCUUCUGAUGCAAUUAAAUAGAUUUCUGCUGUUUGCAUGGGCCUUUAGUUAUCUGCUCUUCACCUAGCUUCUGUCUUGCUUCUUAACUGCUCUAAUUCAUAGUCUUUUGCCCGAUGUCGCUCGAGUGAGAUUUCCAGGAAGAAAAUGCAUUUUUAGACAGAGUAACCUUUCAAAAAUUCUUACUUAAUAAAUGAUCCUGUUUUGCUUUUCUCCUUGCUUUCCUGUUUCCCUUACUGUGUGUGACUCCAUGCUGAGUCCAGCACUUCUAAUUUCCUUGCAUCUGACCUGAGGAGAUUUACAAUCAUUUUCUUUCUUUAAACGUCUCCUGUCCUAGGGUUUGGUUUCACAGUUUUCAAUAGGAUUCUUACUUUGAGGAUGCUGAAGUUAAUUUGAUAUACGUGGUCACUGUUGUUCAGUGGCUUAACUUUAACUGUCACUUCCACAGGACAGAAGUUCAUAGAGCAAGCCUUGUAAUGAUCUUCUGGCAUACCAGGUUGUUUCUUGACUCUGUCAGUCUGAAAAGUUAACUUUGCAAUGGGGUAAAAAAGAGACUUAGAGGAGAGCUUGAUUGUUUUUCUCUCCUCUUUACUAUGGUUUUUGUGGGGUUGCUGGAUUUUUGCAGUUGAGCAGUGAUUCCUUUUAUAGAAAAGAGCUAGGGUCUCUUCCUCUGCCCAACUGAGAAUAUUGAGACUGAGGACAGAAUAUAGAAGACGGUGUGCCACAUGCUGCACUUGGAUUGUAGGGGUGUGCAUCUUUUGUGAAUUACAGCCUCCUUGAGGCAAUCCAACCUGUGCCUCAGAGCACCAAACCUCAUCAGGCUGCCCAGACAGGCAGUCCAGCCCUGGCAUGGGCCACCCAACUCUGCUGCCAGUGACCAUGAGGAAGAAAGUUACGCUGCUUAGAAAACAGCUGUGUGCAAACAGGGAGGUUAGGUAAAAAGGGCCCAAAUCUUCCCUGAUCUCUAAUAUCAUCUAAAUACUUUUCUUCCUACAGUCAUAAUAAGUAGAUAUGGUUAUGCCUCCAAAAUACUGUUUUUUAACUGCCCUUUUGCAAUGUGUGUUGAGCAUUAAUUGUGCCGUAAGCCAGUGUCAGGCUAAAACUGAGCAAUUUAAAACUUGUUAAAAUGUCUUGGGCUAUGGGAAAGGCCUGUCUCUACUGCAGCACACAUGCAUGAAACGUACAGUCUUAUGAAAAAUACUGUCUCAAAUAUUACAGCUACCAGUAGCCCUAGAUACCAGAUUCUUCUUAUUUGGAAGGAUAGUUUUGAUAAAUGAUAAUGCCAUUCUCUCCAUUAAGAAUGAGGCUUUUUCUGCCUUGAAGCUCAGAUUAUCUAUGAAUAUCUGCAUAGGUAAAAGAAAUGGUUUGCAGGUUCAACACCUGUUGUCCAAUAACAUGGCUACAACUUGGGCUGUUU